Molecule: messenger RNA, 6719 nt
Organism: Podospora bellae-mahoneyi
Lineage: Eukaryota; Fungi; Ascomycota; Sordariomycetes; Sordariales; Podosporaceae
Exons: 5
Coding region: 1044-6563 (1839 amino acids)
Cellular component (GO): nucleus
Molecular function (GO): ATP hydrolysis activity; ATP-dependent chromatin remodeler activity; ATP binding
Source: RefSeq, a predicted model, not a curated record
AGGAUAAAGUGCGAGAUGAAAACAGUCAUCUGUAUUCCACAAUCUACCAACAGACAUAUACCGAGUAUCUGGUUUAAGCCGUUGCUGGACGGAGUUGCCGCCCGAAGUUCGGCGGUUGCUCAAACAGCGUUCCCCAGAAAAGAGAGAGUGUGGGUCCCCAUGAGGUUGCGGAGCCGUCCCAAGAGCAACUCGGCCAUUUGGAGUUAAACAGAGCAAAUAUACACUACAAAAACUCUUUACCCAAGAGAAGCCGUAGAGUGCUCCUGCCAGUUGGAAACCUCGUCUGAGCUUUUACACCCAGCUGCUGCCCUUACCAAGUGUCUCUCGCCUUCCACCAUCACCUCACCAACCAUGGCGGGUCACUCUGCGUGUUAGAUUGACACCUAUCUUAAGCCUCCCAUGCGUCGUUCUUUACACUGGAAGCCAUUGAUUCACUUCAGUGAUUGAUCUUUGCACCCACUAUAUUCACAAUAUUAAUAUUUCCUCUCUCUUCGAGAGCAUUUGCCUGCCUGAAAAAUACUUGCUAUUGUUAUUGAGAGCCGGAGCACAGACCUCUUAUCGCACAAAGCAGGCAAUCACGAACCUAAUUAUGAAUUAGAAUGGUGACACUAUAUUCCAGGGUUAAUUCAAUCAACGUGACCACCCGUCACCACUUCUCGACCACUACAAACCCUAAUUCGCGUUCCACGUGUCGACCAACCUCCACCACGCGACUGCCUAUCGGCGAUUAUCGUCAUCUCGAUAUUGAUUCUGAGAUUCUGUUGUGAGGAACCUGAGAAGCAAGUCGACAAUUCACUUGACUUACGACACCUCAUGAUCCUUCGUUUGAUUGACAGAGUCACAUAUUUAUCACCAUCAUCAUCGCAUCACCGCCAACCCGCCCCCACCCAAAGAGCCAUAGUCUCCCAUCGAUUAUUGUGGCUUGAAAGCAAGUCGAACCUUUUAUCUCUGAUGUCAGCAUCCCCGAUUCCUCUUUCUUCUCUGCUCGCAUCGUUAGGCGUUUGGUCUGGUUAUGAGCGGUGUUCAUAGCAAUCAUUAAUAGUAUGCUUAGCAGCAGACAGUUCAGUUGUGACAUGGAAGGGGAAGACGUACACGAUCCCUUUUUGUGGGACGAGGAGCGACUCAUACAAGAACUGUGCCAUUCGAAUCGCCAAUGGAGGGCAAGGGCCCCCAAGCGGCCUCUGGACCUUGCCGCCCUUGAAGCGAAGCUCAGAGAGGGCGGGGUCGAUGGCGCAUCUUUCCUAACUUACCCUGAAGAGUUCGGCAUUCACAACCUGUUUGCAGAAUUGGGCAUCAAGAUAUUGCCCCAUCAACAAUUCUUGCAGCAUAUCAUCAAUGAACUCAAGGAAUCAAGUGCUAGGUAUCGCGAUUACAUACGUCAGCAAGAUGACGGGGACGACCAUGGCAGUACCUACAUCAAGCGAGAGCCUCAUCCGCCCAGUAGCUUUGAGCCUCCAGCCAGAGGAUCUCCAGAUGCCAAGCCCCGUCUGGAUAUGGAUCGCGCAAUGCAGGCUGCGAUUGCCUCUCAACUUGGGGCAUCAGGACCAAGUGGUGUUUUGUCUCCAGCGCUAUCACCUGCUGUGGACCUGCGGAUUGGAGGUCUGGGAGACAUCAACGAAAACCCAGAGGACAACAGCAUCGCAGGGUCGGAACCCAUGGACAUUAAUAGUGCUUCGGACAACAGAAGCCCGGCAGUAGUCGAACAGCAACCUAUCGCCCCAGAAGAACCCCCUCGGAAAAAGAGGAGAGUAGCGCCUGCAUUGAUAUCGUCAGAGCCCAUGCAUGCCAAACCUGACGAAAGAGAAGAAUCUCCGUUGCCAGUCUUUGGUCAGUCUGACGAUGAGGAGAGCAUGGAUUCCGAUGAAUGGGAGGAAUAUCAGCAAGAAAAAGAAGAGCGAGAGAGGAUGAAGGUUCUACGGCAGCAAGAAGCUGCUUCGGUGUUGAGCAACGAUAAAGCCCAGGCUGUCAUUGCAGAUGUCAUCAAGGAACUCGAGGCGCGUUGGGUUGCUGAACAACAGCCCAAACAGGACCGCAGAGCGCACAACAUUUGGGAGAGCGCAAGACGGAACCCAAAUAGAGAAGCCUACAUCAAGUCCAUCAAAAAGCUCAAGGAUGAGGCUGCGAAACGCAUCCCGAAGUUCAGAAAGCAAAUCUUGACGGAGAAGUGGAAGUCUGACGAGAUGCUUCGUAAGAUGGCGUCGGACUACUUGGAGCAGAGCGUCUUCGAGAAAUGCUACCAGUGUUGGCUGCUUGGAGUGCUUGAGAGCCCGAGACGCCCACCCAAGCCUGCCGCUUUGCCUCGGCCAAUGCCUCGGCCCAAGAAACAACAAGAGUUAGCGGAAGACGAAGAGGAUCUGGCCAGCAGCGACUCCGAGACAGAUGACUUCUUGGACGAUAGCGACGACAAGAUCAUGAUUUCAAACGACUUGAUGGAAGUUGAGCCUAUAUCCGACUUUGUACAAGAGCCCGACACCGAUAUGCAAGAUUCUUCACCGGGGAAAAUCAAGACCAAGCUGGCCCUUGCACCCUCAACACCUCGUCGGCUUGCUUCGUCCCGAGAGGUUAUCCUAAUUGAGGAUUCACCCUUGAUCUCACCUACUGAUGUGAUCCCGGAAUUCACCGAUCGACUGAGCCUCGAAAAAAUGGGCGAAAUGGGCACCGAUUAUUGGGCUAAUGCCAAUGAUGCCGAACGUCUUCUCGCAGCCAUCCUUUGUCAAUGGACUGAACAGAAAAGGGAGAGGCUCCUUAAAGUGGUCGGCCCUUUCGGACAUAAGGAGAUUUGGGAAGAGCACUUGAAGCCAGCGAUCGAUAGCAAUGGCACAGUUGCUAGGGUUGGCACAACUGAACUCCUACUCUGUCAACUGUUCGACGCGUUUCUUGAGUGCUCCGCAAAGAGGCUGGCCCGGACAACGAUUCGAAAAAUUACCCUGAGGCAGCUUGAGCAAAGCGCUGGUGUAAAAUUUCAGACCUUCUACAACCAUUUGAAAAAGUUGCUUGUGUUAUUCAGGACCGAAAAGCCACAUUUUGGCCACACAAGGUCUUUGGCGCCCACCACGCCCACAAAGUCUCCGGCAGUCAAAACGCCCAUAAAAAGUGAACCUUCUCAAGUGGUGGCCUCUGAGAAGCCAGUCGAGGAAUUGGUUUCCCAAGACCCAUCCGAAGGAGGGGUGCCUCAAGACCCGGCUGACGCCACGCUCACCCUUGCCGACGAAGUUGAGGCAGUGUUAUCCGACGAGGAAGUGCCGCUAUCUAAGAAGAAACGGAAACGGAAACAGAAAGUUAACCAAGAGGCCAAAAAUCUACGGGUCACUACUCAGCAGCAGCUCGUAGAGUUUGGCCGCCGCCGGCGCCGGUUACACGAAGAAAUUGCUACCAAUGGCAUCGUGCCUAGUACUAUAGCCCGACUCAUCGUCAACGAAACAAAGAAAGACGACGAGCCUUUGAUCUUUAUCAACGCUUACACCGGCAGCAGGAUCAAAGACCAUCAAAUUGAUGGUGUGCGCUUCAUGUGGAACCAGGUUGUGGUGAGUGGUCAGGGCUGCCUCCUUGCGCAUACCAUGGGUCUGGGCAAAACAAUGCAGGUCAUCACUUUGUUGGUGGUCAUUGCCGAAGCAGCAGCGUCCGAUGACCCCGCGGUUGUCGAACAGAUUCCGGAGAAACUACGGCGAUCUAGGACAUUGAUUCUCUGUCCAUCGGGGCUCGUGGAUAACUGGGUUGAUGAGGUGAACAUGUGGGCACCGGAAGGCUCACUGGGACCGGUAUACAAAGUAGACGCAUCAUUGACGGCAUACGUUCGCGUAGAAGUCGUCAAGAAAUGGGCCUCAGGCGGUGGGGUUCUCAUCGUCGGAUAUAGUCUCUUUGGCAACCUCGUUGAGGAUGAGGAGCUGGAGAAGCUUCUGCAAGAAAAACCAAACAUUGUUGUUGGGGAUGAGACCCAUCUCAUCAAGAAUCAGAACACCAAGCGGUCACGAGCAGCCGCACACUUUCACACCAAGAGCCGCAUCGCCAUGACGGGGUCACCACUGACCAACAACGUCAUGGAUUAUUACGCCAUGAUCAACUGGGUUUCGCCGGGCUACUUGUCGGACAUUGAAGAGUUCAGGUCCAGGUUCGGCAAUCCAAUCAAGGAAGGGCUUUAUGCAGAUAGUAACCCUUCGGCAAAGAGGCAAGCGAGGAAACUGCUUGUCAUCUUGAAGGAGACUAUGAGCCCCAAGGUUCAUCGAAGGGACGUUCAAGUUCUCCGAGACGAGCUUCCCACGAAAAAGGAGUUUAUCAUAAUGCUGCCCUUGACCCCGCUCCAGAGGACACUCUAUGAAAUCUACAUCGAGCGUAUCAACAAUCCGACAAUUACGGGUAGCGACAAAUCAUCGGCACAGGUUUGGAGCAUGGUUGCCAAGCUUGGUACUGUCCUGGCGCACCCCAGGAUCUUCAAGACGGUGGCCGAAAGGCAAAAGGACGCCAAGGGAAAGGCGAAGAGCGGGAAAUCCGAGGACGAGGAUGAGCUUAUUUUGCCUCAGGAUAUCCUAAGUGAACUCUUGACCCCGACGACUUGCCGAGACAUUGAUAACGACGCUCACUCGUACAAGAUCGUCGCACUCAUGUUUCUCUUGGGGGAAUUUCGCAAGGUGGGCGACAAGGCACUCAUCUUCACCCAAAGCAUCCCGGCGCUGGACUUUCUCGAGAGCAUCUUCAAGCGGAGGCAGAUCGGAUACCAGCGCCUUGAUGGCCAUACCCCAAUCAAUACGCGUCAAGCAUCAAUCAAUAAGUUCAACAGCAACGAUUCGGCCGACGUGUAUCUGAUUUCCACAAAAGCUGGUGGUGUUGGGCUCAACAUUUAUGGGGCCAACAGAGUGAUCAUCCUGGACUUCAAGUAUUCGCCAACCGACGAACAGCAGGCUAUUGGCCGGGCAUACCGACUAGGUCAGACCAAGCCGGUGUAUGUCUAUUGGUUGAUGAUAGGAGGCACCUUCGAGGCAACAAUCCACAAGAGCGCCAUCUUCAAGACGCAGCUCGCCUCCCGGGUCAUCGAUAAGAAGAACCCGGCCCCUUACGCUACUCGCUUCAAGGAGUACUUUGUACCGCCGCAGGCAGUGGACCAGGAGGACCUUCAAGAUGCCUAUGGCCAGGAUACCGUUCUUGAUGCUCUCCUGAACAGCGCUGAGGUGGGACCCCUAGUCCGCAAGGUUACAUCUACGGAGACAUUUGAGAUGGAAGAGACAUAUGAACUUCCUCCAGAAGACCAGGAGGAAGCGAAGAAGGAGGUUGCCCUCGCCCUCCUGAGGCUCACAGACCCAGAGGCGUAUGGGGCUGAGAAACUCCGGCUCGACAGAGAGCGAUAUGGGUGGCAGCCCGAGCCCGCUGUCCAGUCAAACACAAUGGGGAUGAUCAACAAAGGCAUUGGAACUGCUCAAGCCAAUCUUGCCCACAACUCAGUCUUGCCACGAUUGAGGGACAACUUUGGUCAGAUGGUGCCUUCCAGUACGACGCCAAUACCAAUUCCCCGACAGUAUCUCCAACAGUACCGGCAGCUCGGCCGUCCCAACACACUAGGGUCUGCUCCUGUUAGACCUAUGCUCGGAGCAGCUCCGGCACCCAGCUUUACACUUCCAAACUCGGAUCUACAGCCUGUCCUUGGAUCGGGAUCGUUUGCCAAGUACCCAGCUGACGGACAUGCCCUACCGUCGCAUGCGACGCCCUCAGCCACACCACAGGCCAACCCGAGUUUAGUCGCCGGUCCGUUUGGCACUCAGCCAGUCGAAACCUUAGCUGCUUCUAAUUCGGCUCCUCAUCCAGCUCCUCGUAACACUCCUCCUACUCCGGCUCAAAAACCAGCUGCUUCUGCUCUGGCGCCUCCUAAUAAAGCGCCGUCUCCCAUGUCUCAGAAGGCUCUGUCACAUGCUCAUGUCUCUGGGAGUCAACAACCUCAGUCAACUACCCCAUCGUUGAUCAUCCCCCUCCCGGGGGCUUCGGCGUCAGUCACUGAUUCAGCGAGGCCCGACCUUCCAGACCUACGACGGAUCUAUCAAGCGCUUUGUGAGGAAGGGAAAGAGGUUGUUUUUACGCCAGAUGCCGUUAUGCAAGGCGUUGAACAAGCACUGCAGGAGAAAGGGUUCAGUUAUAAGACCUUCCCUGCUAGAGACAAGUGGCAAUACCUACAAAAGUGCUGCAGGUUACAUGCACGUUUUGCAGAAGCCAUGCUUUCGGGCUACAUUCAACCUGACCAGCUGGCCACUCGGGAGCGGCGGGACUUGCAAACUAUGGUUACCCGGCUCAAUGGCUUGGCCGAGGACGACUUCAAGCGCGAAGUCUGGGGCUCCCAAGUCGUCCGCAAUAACCAAGCAGCAACAGUAGCACAGCAAAAGCCGCGACCGUCGUCGAAGGUGAAGGACGAAAGUCGAGUCACCAAGGUGAUGAAGGACAAGGAGAAGGCGUCAGGAUCGAUGCCUAAACGGCCACGAGAUUCGAAGGGGCCUAAAACCCCCAACAUUGGACCGAGGCCGGGAGGACGGCAGCAGCCUGUCCGACCCGGAGAUUCAGCCGCCUCGCCGUUUUUAAUUGACUGAGCUAACCGAAUUACGCCCCAAAUUCAGCAGUCGAUCGUAUGUUCCCCCUCAGAUUUCGCGGUUUGCCUUUGUUUUUUCAUCAUCUUCAAUCUCUAUUUCCUUUUCGAGAUGAUACCCUUGGGCUGCUUUACCCACAUUGACGAUUUGCAUCGGCGU